AUGACCUAUCUUACAGUUGAAAAGCGCAUUAUUGACGGCCAUUUCCCUCGGUUCAACCGAACUUCUACUAUUAAACCUUUUGACAAGCUCCAAGUUGUUUACAAUGUUUAUACUGAUGAGCGGCCCGGGAAGCAAGCCAAGGUUUCUCCUGAAGAACAAGUGCACCUUGUGUUCCUCCAUGCCACUGGGUUUACUAAGGAAUCAUGGGAGUACUGGAUUGAAAUGUUUUACGAAAAGUACGGUCCACAGCUGGGGACCGUGAUUUCAGUUGACGCUGUUAACCACGGUGAAUCGUACAUUCUCAACGAACACAAACUCGGGCUGACCUGCUCGUGGGAAGACAGUGCGCGGGACGUGCUCCGGAUUUUGGCUGCACAAAAUAUCACCAGCAAUGCGAUUCUAAUUGGACACUCGAUGGGUGGGGGGACAGCACUGCAUGCGGCUGCGUUUGAGCGACGGGUUAUUGAUUCUGUAAUUUCAAUUGAGCCUGUGGCAUAUUUUAACCAUGAUCUGCACAAAUUUAAAAAGGGCCGUGAGACAUGGGUUGGGUUUUUAACCAAGCUCAACAAGUAUAUCAAAGACACAUUUGCGAGUGAAGAAGAGUAUGCACAAUAUUUGAAGAAAGGUGGUGUAGGUCGCACAGUGCACCCUCGUAUUCUAGAAGACUUGAUCAGGAGCGGAUUUGUUAAACGGGACGAUGGCUCUAUACUGGCAAUCCCACCUCGCGGAGCCCAGAUAACUUCUUACGCGUCUUCCAACUUUACUACGCUGUACUUACGUGACCAGCUUAAAACUAUUGAUUGCGCAGUAUGCCAUGUUAUUGGCAGUGCAGCAACAUGGAAUCCACCCGAAAGCGUGGAAGCAAUUCGUGGAGCGUUGCCAAAUGUUGUUGGUGUGGACAUUCCGGAUGGACAGCACUUGGUGCCUAUGGAGCGACCCGAAGACACGUUUGCAGCAAUUGGUCCGUUCUUUGAAUCACGCUUGACAGCAAUUAGCGAAUAUGCUACACAAGAAGUUGAUCCUCAAACGCGCGAGGAACGCGACGCGUAUUAUAACGAAACAUUUACUGAGCUUAAGGAGCGGUACUUGUCGGGUAAGCAGAUCAAGCUUGAUCGGGUCCAUCGUUUGUAA
This is a messenger RNA of Magnusiomyces paraingens, 1131 nucleotides long. RefSeq lists its product as uncharacterized. The record is from RefSeq and is a predicted model, not a curated record. The coding region runs from base 1 to 1131 and encodes 376 amino acids. NCBI's taxonomy places the organism in Eukaryota, Fungi, Ascomycota, Dipodascomycetes, Dipodascales, Dipodascaceae. The transcript has a single exon.